Messenger RNA from Westerdykella ornata, 1182 nucleotides. Its product is annotated as Dihydroorotase. Gene Ontology annotation, molecular function: dihydroorotase activity. Lineage: Eukaryota; Fungi; Ascomycota; Dothideomycetes; Pleosporales; Sporormiaceae. The coding region runs from base 64 to 1182 and encodes 372 amino acids. The record is from RefSeq and is a predicted model, not a curated record. Gene Ontology annotation, biological process: 'de novo' pyrimidine nucleobase biosynthetic process; pyrimidine nucleotide biosynthetic process. The transcript has 3 exons. Gene Ontology annotation, cellular component: cytoplasm.
GAAAACGGUACGCCAUUGAAAUCCCGCAGGAAUAUACGGAAACGGAAAUAGAGAAAAGCGGAUAUGGCGGGUUUCGAUUUCGCAACCGUGGAGACGAUUGAGUUGACGGGCGUGUUUGACGCGCAUGUGCAUUUGCGGGAUGGGGAGAUGGCGGAGUUGGUGGUGCCGACGGUGAGGGAGGGGGGUGUGAAUCAGGUUUAUGUUAUGCCCAAUCUGGUCCCACCAAUCACGACCGUGGAGCAAUGUCUGGCGUACCGCGAGAGGCUACGGGCCAUCGAGCCCAAUGUCGACUACCUCAUGUCUUUGUAUCUGCACGAGAGCAUGACACCGGAGACGAUUGUGGAGGCGAAGAAGGCGGGGGUUUGGGGGGUGAAGAGUUAUCCCGCGGGUGUUACUACUAACUCCUCCUCGGGCGUCGUCGACUACGAAUCCUUCUACCCCAUCUUCGCCGAAAUGGAGCGCCAGGACCUCGUCCUCAACCUGCACGGCGAAGUCCCUUCCACUCCAUCCCACGCCCCCAUCACCUCAUCCUCCUCGGACCGCGCCGUCACCGUCCUCAACGCCGAACCCGCCUUCCUCCCCACCCUGGCAAAACUGCACUCGCGAUUCCCCAACCUCCGCAUCAUCCUCGAACACUGCAGCACCGCCGCCGCCGUAGCAGCCGUCCGAUCGUGUGGCCCCACCGUCGCGGCGACCAUAACCGCGCACCACCUCUCCCUCAUCAUCGACGACUGGGCCGGCGACCCGCACUGUUUCUGCAAACCCGUCGCCAAGACGCCCGAAGAUAGGGAUGCCUUGCUCCGCGCCGUGGUGACGUCCGAGGGGAAGUUCUUCCUGGGCACGGACUCGGCGCCUCACGAUGUAAGGAAGAAGCGCGGGGAGGAUAGAGUCGCUGCGGGGGUCUUCACGCAAGGGUGGGCGGUGGGGUAUGUGCUUGAUGCGUUGGCGAAGGGGGUCGAGAGGGGGGUGGUUGCAAAGGAGAAGGUUACGAGGGAGGUGCUUGAGGGGUUUUUGGGGAAGUGGGGGCGGGCGUUUUACAAGGUGCAGGAGCCGAGGGGGGAGACAGUGGUGUUCACAAGGGGGAAGGCGAGGGUCGGGGAGGUGGUGAGGAGGGAGGGGUUGGGGGUCGAGGUGGUGCCGUUUCGGAGGGGGGAGGUGACGUGGGGGGUUGAGUGGAAGUGA